This is a messenger RNA of Nematolebias whitei (Rio pearlfish), 1078 nucleotides long. It is a transcript of the gene hmx3a, whose product is annotated as H6 family homeobox 3a. NCBI's taxonomy places the organism in Eukaryota, Metazoa, Chordata, Actinopteri, Cyprinodontiformes, Rivulidae. The record is from RefSeq and is a predicted model, not a curated record. Gene Ontology annotation, molecular function: DNA-binding transcription factor activity, RNA polymerase II-specific; RNA polymerase II transcription regulatory region sequence-specific DNA binding. Gene Ontology annotation, biological process: regulation of transcription by RNA polymerase II. The coding region runs from base 105 to 1007 and encodes 300 amino acids. Gene Ontology annotation, cellular component: nucleus. The transcript has 2 exons.
GUAAAUCCACAGCCUGUAAGUGAGCUGCUUUUUAUUAUAAUUAUUUUAUUUAUUGUUUUGGUUUUUGCUUUCGUGGAGCUCCGCGUUCAGACGCACCCGCAGCCAUGCCUGAGACGACGCAAGAGACUCCGGCCAAGGACUCGCCUUUCUUCAUUAAGAACCUGCUGAACUGUGAUAAACCGUCCAAGCCCAAACCCACGCUGACUGCCACCAAGGCGGCCCUGGAGGGAGGAUUUUCCCUUUCUCAGGUGGAAGGGUUCAGCUUUCCGCGCUUCGACGUGCCCGCGCAGAGAUUCACCUUACCGGCGCACUACUUGGAGCGCACCUCGGCGUGGUGGUACCCCUACACCCUCAGCUCAGCUGCUCAUCUGCACAGGAGCGAAGUUACGGAGAAACCAGCAGUCAGAGAUUCCUCUCCAACCUCCGGCACCGACAGAGACUCUCCAGACCUGGUGCUUAAAUCCGAGCCGGACGCCAAAGACGAGGACGAGGACGACGAGCACAACAACACGAAGAGCAGCGACGAGAUCAUCCUGGAGGAGAGCGACGCGGAGGAGGCCAAGAAGGACGAGCUGGACGAGUGGAAGAAGAGGGACGACGACAAGAAGCCGUGCCGCAAGAAGAAGACGCGCACGGUGUUCUCCAGGAGCCAGGUGUUCCAGCUGGAGUCCACCUUUGACAUGAAGCGCUACCUGAGCAGCUCGGAGCGCGCGGGCUUGGCCGCGUCCCUCCACCUGACCGAGACGCAGGUGAAGAUCUGGUUCCAGAACCGGAGGAACAAGUGGAAAAGGCAGCUGGCCGCCGAGCUGGAGGCCGCCAACCUGAGCCACGCCGCCGCGCAGAGGAUAGUCCGCGUGCCCAUCCUCUACCACGAGAACUCUGCCUCGGAGGGCGCGGGCGCCGCCGCCAACGUGUCCGCGAGCCAGCCGCUGCUGUCCUUCCCGCACCCCGGCGUGUACUACUCCCAUCCCCUCGUGACAUCUGUGCCGCUGCUCAGACCCGUCUGAGAGCAGAGCGCGUGGCACAGGUGCGUGUCCCAUAACUUAUCAGAACAGAAGAAGAAGAAAAAAAAAAAAAA